AGUCAUAACAUAAGACUGCAGGUAACCAAGCUGCUAGUGAAUUCCACGCGAGUUGCCGGGACAGGCAGUGCCAAGAGUAACUAAUAGAAUUUGAUUCAGUGGCCGGUCAAAAUGAAACUGCAACGCUUACUUUUAGCUGUGGGAUGCAUUUUGGCGCUCUUGCUAGCACAUUCCUGUCGAACAACGGAGGCACGCCACUUAAUAUUCUACAGUCCACACAGCAAAACAUUAACCGGUCAGCUGCUCAUCUCCCAACGCGUGAAGCGACCCUGUCCGGCAGGGAAAAUGCGCGAUCAUCGUGAUCGCUGCCGACGUGCUGUCAUCUUCGCGAGAAACAAGUGAGAAAAAAUGUGACUGAAGGCAGUCACAAAAGUCUCUUCUUACCUGAGAAGCAAUUUUUUCCAUAGAUGUUAAUGUUUAUUUAUUGCCAUUAAGUUAUAGUUAUGUAGCUGGUUUGUUUUUAAUAUUUAUUAAUUCCCUUAAUAUAUACAUUCGUAAAAACAGUUAUAAGCAAUGUAAAAGUUAAGUUCGUGCAUGUAUUUGCACGUGAACAAAUAAAAGUAAUUUAUACGUAAAUGAUUUAUGCACAA
Molecule: messenger RNA, 590 nt
Organism: Drosophila montana
Lineage: Eukaryota; Metazoa; Arthropoda; Insecta; Diptera; Drosophilidae
Exons: 1
Coding region: 112-342 (76 amino acids)
Source: RefSeq, a predicted model, not a curated record